This is a messenger RNA of Podarcis muralis (Common wall lizard), 1066 nucleotides long. Its product is annotated as transmembrane protein 14C-like. The record is from RefSeq and is a predicted model, not a curated record. Lineage: Eukaryota; Metazoa; Chordata; Lepidosauria; Squamata; Lacertidae. Gene Ontology annotation, biological process: regulation of heme biosynthetic process. Gene Ontology annotation, cellular component: mitochondrial membrane.
UGGUUGUCCACGCUUGCGCGCUCCCGCAGCGGAGGGAACUCUGGGAGACCGAGUAGCUCGGCGUCAGUGGGGGAGGGGGAGCGUCCCGGGCAAUCCUCGCGCUGUGCGCCCUUGGAGGAAGAAGCCUCCUCUGCGCAACAUCACCUCCAAGAGGAUAAGAUAAGGACGUAUUGCUGUAAAAGAACCACGUGACCUUGGGAAGUGGAACCGCGUGCCCCUAGCAAACAAACAGAAUGAGUACAGACUGGCUUGGCUACGGUUACGCAGCACUGGUUGCUUCAGGUGGAGUAAUUGGCUAUGCAAAAGCAGGUAGUGUUCCUUCUCUCGCUGCUGGUCUCUUGUUUGGUGGUUUAGCAGGCGUGGGUGCUUACCAGCAGUCUCAGGAUCCCAAGAAUGUUUGGCUUUCUCUGAUUGCUUCUGGAACCUUAACCGGUGUGAUGGGAAUGAGGUUCUAUAACUCCAGGAAAUUCAUGCCUGCAGGGUUAAUUGCUGGUGCCAGUCUGUUGAUGGUGGGAAAACUUGGACUACAGCUGAUGGAAAAACCCCUCCAGCCAUAAGCGUGCAACAGAUAAAAAAGCAAAUAAAGUACCUGAAGACAGCUUUCAAGCCACAUAAAAACAGCUGAAGUUUUUGACUUUUUAAAAUAUUGUUAGCAUCUGGAGAAGAUACUUAACUACAGAAGCAGACCAGCAUAUUAUCUCUAUUGGCUCCUUUUGCACAAUUCUAAAGUGUCAUAGCUACAAAAUUACAGCUUCCACAUCACACUUUUUAAAUUAAAAAAUGUACACAUUUCUUCCCAUAGCCCUGUGCACCUGAAGAUUGUGAAUGGGGAAAAAGUGGCAGUGAUAACCACUGCUGCUGCUGUGUUAUCUAUCAAAAACAUUUCCUUAACUUGUAUCAUAUUUCACUUCUCUGUCUUGAAAAACUGAAAUUUUCGAUGCUGCAUAGAGGGACUUCUUAAUAUAAAUUUGUAUCUGUACUUACACGGCUACUAUCAAGGUGACUAAUUUUGUUUAAGUGUCUACAAAUAAUAUAUAUUUUAAAAAUCAGGUGAAAGUUUGCUAAA